AUGGCGCCGCCGCAGCCGAAGUCGGGCCUCUUCGUGGGCAUCAACAAGGGCCAUGUCGUCACCAAGCGCGAGCUGCCUCCGCGCCCGUCCCACCGCAAGGGGAAAGCAACGAAGAGGGUGUCCAUGGUCAGGGGCCUGAUCAGAGAGGUUGCUGGGUUUGCUCCGUAUGAGAAGCGUAUCACUGAGCUUCUGAAGGUUGGCAAGGAUAAGCGUGCUCUGAAGGUCGCCAAGAGAAAGCUUGGAACUCACAAGAGGGCAAAGAAGAAGAGAGAGGAGAUGGCGGGUGUCCUCAGGAAGAUGAGUCAGUUGCUUCUGCUAAUUUGUUGCAUAAUUAUGAUUUACUCUUACUCCAACGACUGUUAUUUCAUUAAUGCACAUCAAUUUAAGUUCUGCAUAUUGAUCCUGCCAUUUGCAUUACCUGAUCGGCUGGUUGCGAUGACAACUGAUUGUCAGGGAAAGAGGGUCUUCCUCAAGCACCAAGCCAGAGACCGGAUCAACUCAUAUGGAUUCCAUCCAACUCAGGAAAUUGUACAACUAAAGAAGCAUACAGAUGAUGAACAGGUGAAUCAACCACAGGCGGGCGAGGAUAGGGCAACAUCAGUUGUCCCUGUUGAUAAUUUAGAGAUGGAACCAGCAACCAUAGCUCCGACAACUGGUUCAUACAGCACUGGUGAACCUGCACAAUCAUGUAUCAUCCCUGACUGUUACGUGGAUGCAUCCAUUCCUCCGGAGUCACACAUUGCAGCGCCUACCCUAGCUGGACUGGGCAUCUAUUUGUCUAAUUUACAGGUUCUAGGUCAUCAAUCCUUGAUGAUCAAAGCGCAGGUGAUGGAUGUCGACAGCCCUCUCCAGGCUGAAACUCUAGCUGUUCAGCUAGUAACUCAUGUGUUGAAAGCUCUGCAGCAACAACAGUACAAGCUCUUCUCAGAUUGUCAACUACUUGUGGACGCUCUGAAGAAAAGAGAUCCUUUACAACAACCCGCACACUGGAAGCUCCGACCUUCAAUUGCUCACAUUAUCUCAAACUCUGAAGCUCAAGAUGAGUUUUGA
This is a messenger RNA of Miscanthus lutarioriparius, 1050 nucleotides long. The record is from the annotation of a GenBank genome assembly. NCBI's taxonomy places the organism in Eukaryota, Viridiplantae, Streptophyta, Magnoliopsida, Poales, Poaceae.